AUGUGUGCCAGUAUUGAAUUUAGUUCAAGAGGUGCAGCAAUUCAAUCUGAAAAUGUCCCAAAUGGAACAGCCAAUGGAUUCUCUGCUAGAGGACAUGGAUCAUCAGCUGGAGGAAGUGGUUUGUCUGGAGAGGCUUAUCGCCGCCGCCAUGAAAUAACUGUCUCUGGAGAUGAAGUGCCCCCACCUCUAGCAUCAUUUGAAGCUACUGGCUUUCCUUCUGAGAUUUUGAAAGAGGUACUCAAUGCAGGGUUCUCUGCCCCAACUCCAAUUCAGGCACAAUCGUGGCCAAUCGCUUUGCAGAGUAGAGAUAUAGUAGCUGUUGCCAAGACCGGUUCGGGUAAAACAUUAGGUUACCUAAUUCCAGGCUUUAUCCAUCUCAAGCGCUGCCGUAAUGCCCCUCAACUGGGUCCAACUGUUUUGGUACUGUCACCAACAAGAGAGUUGGCAACACAGAUACAAGAUGAAGCUGUGAAGUUUGGAAGGUCAUCAAGAAUUUCCUGCACGUGCUUGUAUGGAGGAGCACCAAAGGGUCCCCAGUUAAAAGAACUAGACAGAGGAGCAGACAUUGUGGUUGCCACUCCUGGUCGCUUGAAUGACAUUCUUGAAAUGAGGAGAGUCAGCCUCAGUCAAGUUUCUUACCUUGUACUAGAUGAGGCUGAUCGCAUGUUGGACAUGGGUUUUGAACCCCAGAUACGUAAGAUUGUAAAGGAGGUGCCUGCUCGGCGCCAGACCCUCAUGUACACUGCAACUUGGCCAAAGGAAGUCAGGAAAAUUGCUGCAGAUCUACUGGUCAAUCCUGUUCAGGUUAAUAUUGGCAACAUAGAUGAGCUUGUGGCAAACAAGUCUAUCACACAGUAUGUUGAAUUAUUGGCACCCUUGGAAAAACAUAGACGAUUAGAGCAAAUAUUGCGGUCCCAAGAACCUGGAUCGAAGAUUAUUAUUUUUUGCUCAACAAAGAAGAUGUGUGAUCAACUUGCUCGCAACCUCACCCGCCAAUUCGGAGCUGCUGCUAUUCAUGGUGACAAAUCUCAGAGUGAGAGGGAUUAUGUUCUGAGUCAGUUCCGAACUGGGAGGUCUCCAAUACUUGUAGCCACUGAUGUAGCUGCUCGAGGACUAGACAUUAAAGAUAUCAGAGUGGUUAUCAAUUACGACUUCCCUACUGGAGUGGAGGAUUAUGUUCAUAGGAUUGGGAGAACUGGGAGAGCAGGGGCCACUGGAGUGGCCUACACGUUCUUUGGUGACCAGGAUGCAAAGUAUGCUUCAGAUCUCAUCAAAGUUUUGGAAGGAGCAAAUCAGCGAGUCCCACCAGAGAUACGUGAUUUGGCUUCGCGUGGUGGUGGGGGAAUGGGAAGGUUUAGACGUUGGGGCUCUGGUUCUGGUGGUCGUGAUGGGGGCCGUGGUGGACGCAAUGAUUUUGGUUAUGGUGGAAGGGGUAGUUGGGGAAUGUCUAAUUCCUCUUCUAGCAGACCAGAAAGAGGUGGAGGCCGUGGAUAUGACCAUGAGUCGCGGGACAGGUAUGACCAGGGUCAUGGUGAUGGAUACGAUAAAGGCCACAAUCACAAUCGGAGUCCUGACAAGGGAUCAGGUUGGAGUGAUCGUGGCAAAAGUUGGAACUGUGAUCACAGUCGUAGUCGGAGCCCGGACAGGUAUGAUAGGGAUCCACCAGUGCGCAGUUUUCACCAGGCAAUGAUGGAAAAGGGUCGAGCAUCCCCGCCUAUUCAAAUGCAGCGUGAGAGGUCUCGAUCCCCUUAUGCAGCUGGUGGUGGUAGCAGUUUUCACAAGGGUGUAAUGGAAAGAGGUCGGGCAUCCCCACCACAUCAAGUCCAGCGUGAAAGGUCUCGAUCCCCUUAUCGUAGUAUUGGUGGCAGUUUCCACAAAGAUAUGACCGAACAAGGUCGGUCAUCAUCACACCAUAACCAGCCGGAGCGGGGGAGAUCUCUGAGCAGUGGACGUGAUGACAGAGGAUUUAAAGCUGGGCCUCGUUCUUAUUUUGGAGAAGAAGAGGAGGAAGGAAUGAUUCCAGCUGAUGAAGAUGGCAUGAUACCACCAAAUGAAAAUGGCUUGUAUCAAGGAGCUGAGGACGGCCGCCAUCGAUCUCCAUGA
Molecule: messenger RNA, 2103 nt
Organism: Dovyalis caffra
Lineage: Eukaryota; Viridiplantae; Streptophyta; Magnoliopsida; Malpighiales; Salicaceae
Source: the annotation of a GenBank genome assembly